Messenger RNA from Didymella exigua CBS 183.55, 4572 nucleotides. RefSeq names its product P-loop containing nucleoside triphosphate hydrolase protein. Lineage: Eukaryota; Fungi; Ascomycota; Dothideomycetes; Pleosporales; Didymellaceae. The transcript is spliced from 8 exons. Gene Ontology annotation, molecular function: nucleic acid binding; ATP binding. The record is from RefSeq and is a predicted model, not a curated record. Bases 1 to 4572 code for a protein of 1523 amino acids.
AUGGCGAAAGUGCGCAGCUGGACUAUUUCGCGUAUGCUUCAACAACCGUAUAACGAUCGCCAGUACCAGGCUGCACAAGGUCGAGGGAGGUUGUCGCUGGCUCCUGCCCCAUCUCGAUUAUACGGCGGCGAAUUAAUCGAGAACGAGCGACCACCACCACGAUCGCAGCCUGUGUACCAAGACACCUAUGGCGACGAAGACCAAGUCUAUCCUACUAAUGCCAUUUGUGGAUCGCUUAAUCGAUUUGCAUACAACGCUCAUCAGUCUCUCGAGUCAAGCUCUGACGUGCCACUUGGUGCUUCCUCAAGCCCCGCUUUGAACGCUGGAAGGAGGCGGGCUGGACAGUAUGAUAGUGGCGCCUCUCAGCAUGUAUCUCAACUCCAACCCCUUGAAGAUCUACCAGAUGAGCCCUUGGCGGAUGCCAGAGGCAAUGUCCAAAAUCAACGCGAGACUGUCGAACGCCCUUCAGAACCAUCACGACGCGAUAUUGGUCAUCCAUUCCAGCAAAUCACAGAUAUCAACACCGACGGUCCGUCUCAUGCGCUGCCAAUUGUGCAGGGCAUCCGCCUCGUGCCUGUCUCAGCUCUUCCAGACCGUCUCAGAACCGUAUUCCCCUUUCUGAACUUCAAUGCCGUCCAGUCCAAGUGUUUCGACCAAGUCUUCAGAUCAGACAACAACUUUGUCUUAUCAUCGCCCACUGGUAGCGGAAAGACAGCGAUUCUGGAGCUUGCAAUCUGCCGAGCGGUUGUAUCCAAUUCCACGGGCCCGUACAAAGUUGUCUAUCAAGCUCCGACCAAGGCACUGUGUUCCGAACGGCAGCGCGACUGGGACCAAAAGUUCAAUCAGAUUGGUCUGAAGUGUGCCGAGCUCACUGGUGACAGCAACGCGACAGACCUUUGCAACGUGCAGAGCGCGAAUAUCAUCAUCACCACACCUGAGAAAUGGGACAGUAUGACCAGGAAAUGGAAAGAUCAUGAGAAGCUGAUGAGACUCAUCAAGUUGUUUCUCAUUGACGAGGUCCACAUCCUAAACGAUGACCGUGGCGCUGUGCUUGAGGCUGUAGUCUCUCGUAUGAAGUCUAUUGGCACCGACGUCCGCUUCAUCGCGCUAUCCGCGACCGUUCCAAAUUUCCACGAUGUUGCGGCUUGGUUGGGAAAGAGCUCCUCGGAGCCAUACGCUUCCGCCCCGAACGAGAAAUUCGGUGAGGAAUUUCGUCCAGUAAAGCUGAGAAAGUACGUAUGUGGUUACGUCUGUAAUAACAGCAACGAUUUCGCGUUCGAGAAGCAGCUCGAUGCCAAGCUGCCAGAGAUCAUCAUGAAAUACUCGGAGCGGAAGCCUAUCAUGAUCUUUUGUGCAACGCGAAAAUCUUGCUUUCACACUGCACAGCUCAUAGCAAACUGGUGGGGCUCAAAAAAUGGUCGAGAACGUCUGUGGAAUCCUCCAUCACAGGCUAUCCACAUGCGGGACAAGGAACAUUGCAAGGUCGUCGCUUCUGGGGUAGCUUUUCACCAUGCAGGUCUCGAUCAUGAGGAUCGAAUCAAGGUCGAACAAGCUUUCCUCAAGGGCGACAUCAACGUAAUUUGCUGCACGUCAACACUGGCAGUCGGCGUUAAUCUGCCAUGCCAUCUUGUCAUUAUCAAGAACACCACGGCUUGGAUGGAUGGAAGCACGAAAGAAUACUCAGAUCUGGAGAUGAUGCAGAUGCUUGGUCGUGCAGGUAGACCUCAGUUCGACGACAGCGCUGUCGCGGUCAUCAUGACACGGUAUACUAAGGUUCGGCGCUAUGAGAAUCUGGUGACAGGUGAAGACAUCCUGGAGAGCAAGCUGCACCUGAACCUCGUUAACCACAUGAACGCUGAGAUCGGCCUUGGCACCAUUCGGGACCUUGAGUCAGCCCGAAAGUGGCUGAUGGGCACAUUCCUGUACGUUCGACUACAGCAGAAUCCGUCAUACUACAAGCUUGAAGGAUCACGUAACGGCCAAGACAUUCAGGAACAGGUAGACAACAUAUGCUUUCGCGACAUCGCUCUCUUGAAGGAGCACAACCUCGCCUCAGGAGAAGAGUAUUUUCGAUGUACCGAAUUCGGCCACGCUAUGGCACGCUACUACGUCCGAUUCGAGACGAUGAGGGUGUUCAUGGGCCUGCAGAAAAAGUCGACAUUGUCAGAGAUUCUUUCGGCCGUAGCCCAAGCAGCUGAGUUUUCAAAGAUCCGCUUUCGUCAGGGCGAGAAGAGUAUCUACAAGACCAUCAACAGGUCGCCCUCUAUCCGCUUUCCGAUACCUGUGAACCUUGAUUCACCAGCUCAGAAGGUGUCGCUCGUCAUCCAGUCUGUUCUUGGCCAUGCGGAGAUCAACUGGGAAAGUGACAUGUCCAAACACAAGGCUCAAUAUCAGCAGGAAGUGGCCACGAUCUUCAAGUCCAUCAAUAAUCUGGUUAGAUGCAUCAUCGACUGCCAGAUUGUUCUGGGUGACUCCGUGAGCAUUCAUAGUGCACUGAUGCUGGAGCGCUGUUUGGGAUCAAAGGCCUGGGACGACAGCCCGUUGCAGAUGGUGCAAGUACCCAAUAUCGGCACUGUUGCCGUUCGUAAACUUGUCAACGCUGGCAUUCACAGUAUCGAAGAUCUGGAAAGCACAGACGCGCGACGCAUUGAGACCAUUGUCGGCAGAAAUCCGCCUUUCGGUCUAAAGGUUCUUGAGGAUCUGAGGUCGUUCCCCAAGCUUCGUGUGUCCCUUCGUAUUCAGCCGUCUUCUGUCAUCAAGACACCAGAAGGUGCUAAGGUCCAAGUCAUGGCCGAUAUUGGCUUCAUCAAUGAAAGCCCUUCAGAGAAGUUUAACAAAAACCUAAUCUACGUCUGCAUGUUGGCGGAGACCUCGGACGGGCGUAAGGUACACUUCACGAGGAUGAACGGCCAUAGGCUCGGCAUGGGUCAGAGCCUGGUCUUCCCAGCAUUGCUGACUAGCCCAGAACAGAAGAUCAACUGCUACCUCAUGUGCGAAGGCAUCGCUGGCAGUAUGCGAGACGCCACAUUGGCGCCCAAAAUCGCACCCUCAACAUUUCCAGUUUCGGCCCCGAAGGCAGUAGAGCCUGCACCUACUCACCAACCAAAUAUGUCCAGGCGCAGAGUCGAAAAUACUCCCAUGCAGCGGAGAAAGUCUUUUACCAAUGACGACUUCGGAGACGCUGAUCUCGACGACGAUGCUCUGGUCAAGGCGAGUUGUGACGAUCUUGACUUCGACCACAUUGACAACUUUGCGGAUCCAACGGACGCUAUCACUCGGAGCAACACCGCAAAAAACAAUCCCGCGAAAGAGAAAGAUUGCUCGAAGGCCCCGGCAACCAACAAUGAGGACGAUGGCGAACCAGCGCCUGAUCAGUUACCCAACGGCAGGUGGCCAUGCAACCACAAGUGCAAGGAUAAAGAAGCUUGCAAACAUUACUGCUGUAAGCAUGGCAUGGACAAACCACCCAAGAAGACUGCGCCGAAACGCGCACCGAUAGGGGAGCAUCAGAACCAGUCGCCGCCCAGCAGCUCUGCGCAUCGCAACGACAGAAUAGAAACGAAGCUAAACCUGCAAAGCUCGAAGCGGAAGACUUCGACCGCUAUCGAGGAGCUGGACUUGACGCAACAGGAGAAGAAGCGCAAGCCCGAGUAUGCCAUCAAUGGUCCACGAGAUUAUCGAGACCUUCACAAACUCCACAAGGAUGUCCAGAAGAAAGACAUGCCGGCCUCUCUUCACUCAGUCAUGAAAACGAAACCCGCGUACUGCUAUGGCGAGGGUGGUGAGCAUCAACUGUCUUUCCUCAGCCACUCAACCGCCGCACGACCCGAGACUUCAAGCGAGUACGGCGACCUUGAAUUUGAUGACUUGACUGCCGGACUAUCUGCCCUGCAGAACAAGCCGACUUACUCCGACGAGCUAUCUUCGCUCCAUUUCCGUUGUAGAACACCAGUCACGUCUCGCGGCUCUGAUACGUUCGGUGACGACGAAUCUAUGUUCGGCGAAGCCAUCGUCGGUCUCGCAGACUCUCAGGAUCUUCGUGCACACAAUCUAGGCACAGCGAGCAUGCAAAACUACGAAGCACGCGAUGCUAUCAGUGUUGCCGAAGACUUCACCGACGUUGACUUCCCCGUGGACAUCGACUUCUCCGCCAAGUAUAUCAGCCCGGAUCCGCCCAACCAACAUAGCAAGACCUGUGCUCCUCUCCUCGAGGCCAUAAGUAGCCCUGAGCAGUCCCGUAAUUUUAAGCCGGCGAAGCCGAUGCUGCAGAACCGAGAACUUGGCGAGCUACAGCAGGGCAAAGCUGCGCCAUCACCGCCUAGCCAGGCUGCGAAGGAUCUGGACGAAGAAGAAGACGUGUACAGCGACUUACUGGAUAUGCUUGAUAUGCCGUUGGCUGCUAACAACAAGGCGAACACGAAGAGUGACAACCAUCCUGCCAAGGUCAAAGCGCCAGUACAAUCAGUCGAGACCAAGCAAGAAGAGCCAAAGCAAGUCCCAGAGGGAUUCAAGGAUCUUCAGCCAUGGCUGUUCCAAGAGUUUGGCGACAUCGUGGAACUUGUGGACGAAUGA